AUGAAGAGGAACCACGUGCAGCAGCGUCUUCUACCGAAGAACCUCAUGCACAAGCGUCCACCGCAGAAGAAUCUCAUGCAGAAGCGUCCAUUGCAGGCAAAACUUCUGAAGCUCCAGUGGUUCAAACGACCUUGCAGCAGCCUCAAAAAGAAAGUAAAGCAGGGCAAAAUGCAACGGUGGGGGAAUCUGCCAACACAGAGCACGUGUUCGUGGGUUGGAACUCCCAUGCCGUUGGAGAAUCAACGGGUGAUGCGUGCACUGUUUGCAGAAGCGGACUGCUGCUUCUGCUUCUUCUGUUGGGACUAUGGGGGUUUGCGGCUCUGUGAGGAGUGA
Molecule: messenger RNA, 333 nt
Organism: Trypanosoma cruzi
Lineage: Eukaryota; Euglenozoa; Kinetoplastea; Trypanosomatida; Trypanosomatidae
Exons: 1
Coding region: 1-333 (110 amino acids)
Source: RefSeq, a predicted model, not a curated record